Messenger RNA from Helianthus annuus (common sunflower), 1923 nucleotides. Its product is annotated as glutelin type-D 1. The transcript is spliced from 3 exons. NCBI's taxonomy places the organism in Eukaryota, Viridiplantae, Streptophyta, Magnoliopsida, Asterales, Asteraceae. The record is from RefSeq and is a predicted model, not a curated record. Gene Ontology annotation, molecular function: nutrient reservoir activity. Bases 33 to 1109 code for a protein of 358 amino acids.
UCUCUCUCUCUACAUUUCCUUUUGGUUAUAAGAUGGAGACAAAAAUGGUUGUGGAGAAGGCAGAUCAAACGGUAUUUGAGGGCGAUACUGGUGGAUAUUACGUAUGGUCAAAUUCAAAAAUACCAUUAUUAAGUGAGUUAAAACUCGGUGCGGGAAAACUUCUUCUCCACCCUCUUGCCUUUGUUAUUCCUCACUAUAUGGAUUCUAACAAAAUUUGCUUCGUUCUUGAAGGUACCGUUACGGUUGGGUUGGUGACACCCAAUUGUCCCGAAGAAAAGGUUUUGUUGAUCAAAAAAGGGGAUGCAGUUCCAGUUCCAUUGGGAGUUUUUUCAUGGUGGUUUAAUGGUGGCGAGACCGAUGCAGUCAUUCUAGCAUUGGGUGACACCAUCAAAGCCCAAGUCCCUAGCCAGUUCAAUUUGUUUGUAGCGACUGGAGUUCAAGGACUUCUUGCUGGAUUUCAAACCGAUUUUGUUAGUAAAAUCUUUGGUCUGGACAAAAAGGAAUCAGAAAAUAUUGUAAACAGUCAACAAGGUGCAUUGCUUGUUAAACUUGAUCAUGGAAUCAGAUUUCCACAACCAAGUAAAGACACCAAAGAAAAGUUAUAUGCCAACAUUGAAGAUCCCUCGGGUGCAGUUGUUGUGAAAGGGGGUGGUUAUGUCAAUUUCUUGUUAGAAAAGAAGUUGCCAAUGCUUAGUGAGGUUGGUCUAAGUGCAAAGUUUGUGAAGUUGGAGGGCAAUGCUAUGCUUGCACCAAGUUAUGUAGCUGAUGGAUCGGUGGAGAUAUCUUAUGUCAGUAAGGGAAGUGGUCGGAUUAAGGUUGUGGGUAGUGAAGGAAAGCCUGCAUUGGAGAGCAAACUUGAAGAAGGUGACUUGUUCAUUGUUCCUCAGUUCUUUGCUUCUUCGGGUAUUGCAGAUGAUUGUGGAAUAGAACUUUUCGCUGUGUUAACUUCUUCAAAACCUGUUUUUGCACAACUAGCUGGAAAUACAUCAGUAUGGAACGCUUUGUCUCCGGUGGUUUUACAGGUGGCUUUAAAUGUUAAUCCAGAAACCGAACAACUCUUCAAGUCGAAGAAUUCAGAAAGCAUCAUAAUUGUCCCUCCAAGUACAUAAGGGGCAAGAACAACCGACAAUAAAAACCAUUACUACCUCCGUCCCACUAAAAGUGUUAUAUUUUGAAUUUUCAAAGUCUUUAUUUAUAAACUUUGACUUUAAUUAUAUAUUUUUGUGUUAUAUAAAACUUGAUGAAAAUUAACCCUAUAAAAACACUUGUAAAACACACUUAAAUCAUAUAACUUUCAUCAAGUAUUAUCAAACACAAACAAAAUUAUUUAAGGUCAAAGUUUAUAAAUAAAGACUUUGAAAAUUCAAAAUAGGACACUUUUAACGGGACAGAGAAAGUAUAAUAUUUGUAUUUUAUACUGUUAGGCUAGAGGUAUGGUGAUGGUCCUCCAAGGGAGGAUGAUCCGCCAUGUAGGCGCCACGUCAUAGUCCUCCCAAAGAUGGUCCAUCCCACUAAACUAGAGGGUAUGGGAGGAUGGUCCUACCCCAUCCCACUAUGUACAAGUAUCCAUGCAUAAUGUACAAAUCUUAUUCACAAACAAACAAACAAAGAAUAGGGGCCCACUUGUUUUGCUCUGUCCUGGACGUCGGAAUUCCGACGGAGACGACGCGACGGAUGAAGACGGGGGGGGGGGGGGGUCGGCAUGGAGAGGGGGCGGCGACGGCUUGAGGACGACGCUGGACGGUCCCCAUACCGUCCAGACUUAGUACACGCUCAAUAAGUGUUGGUGCAUGCAUGACUUCUAUGUCUAGGGGACUUGUUUGUAAACAAUUGAAAUAAAACCUACUAUAUGUGAUAUUACUCCUAGUGCUUUUGUCAAGUAUGUUGAAUUUCCAAAAAUUAUUUAGUUCGUAGGUGUUUGUG